Messenger RNA from Phialemonium atrogriseum, 5091 nucleotides. Its product is annotated as RanGTP-binding protein-domain-containing protein. Bases 1 to 5091 code for a protein of 1696 amino acids. Gene Ontology annotation, biological process: DNA repair. The transcript has 4 exons. Gene Ontology annotation, molecular function: ATP-dependent chromatin remodeler activity; ATP binding. Gene Ontology annotation, cellular component: nucleus. The record is from RefSeq and is a predicted model, not a curated record. Lineage: Eukaryota; Fungi; Ascomycota; Sordariomycetes; Cephalothecales; Cephalothecaceae.
AUGGACGCACUCCUGGCAAGACUUGGUGUGCAGGCUGUCAAUUAUGCCAUAAGAUCUGGCAUCGCCAUCACCUCGACUUAUGCUGUUCAGCAGUGCUCUAGACUGCUUAAGACGGUCGAUGACAAGGGUCUCCACACAGAACUCAAGACCCUGCAGAAACUCUUGAAUAGUAAGAUCAAGAUCAUAUCUCCUGCAAUUGACUUGAUCGAAUUCAAGUCCGGCCGUGGUAAUGUCUUCCUCGAGUCAGCCGUCCCCUUAGCCAAGUCACUACAUCGAGAUAUUGUGGCUCUCGGCAAGCGGCUGGAGAAUGCAGCAGCCGAAGAGGAAGACUCUCGCUUGGGUGGCGGCAAAGCCCGCAGUCCUGAGCUGCAUCUCUCCGGGCUGAUGCUCAUCAUCAGUGAUAUCAAGAGCUUGUUAGCCCGGAUCGACCGAGACAUACCCCUGAUACAGCUCGCCAUCACUGCCUCAGGCGAAAGCCUCUCCACGUCUCUGCCUCCAGGCGUGUCUCCAUCUCGGCUUCUACAGGCGAGUACAUUUCUCAUCGUCGGGGACACCCAGUUUGCCAAUGAUACCGCGAGAUCGGUGCAGAUCGGCCCAUCCUUCACGCUCUCUCUAUACAUGCUUUUCGUUGGCCAUAGUGCACCGGCUGGGGCGGGCCGGGUCAAUCAACAAGGCCCGCCAGCCACCCCUGAGCACCCCGGUCUGGGAGCACAGGGGCGAGAGGAGCCAUAUGGUCUCGGAGAGGGCGAGAGAAAGCCGACGUGGCAAGAAGUGAUGCACAAGGCUCGAGUACGGCUCUGCCGGACACCGCUGCAUUGGAGUUUCGACCCGGAGCUUGGAUAUUGUCCAGGUUUGCCGUCAGGCGUCGGUUCCGAUGUGGCACGGCCUUCCGAGCACAGUAACUCUGCUCUAGGAAGGCCGGAUGAGUUUUCCUACCAUAUAGAGAUAAUCGAGGACCUCGACGACGGGCGUCUGCACGAAGAAGACGGCAUAAAGCCCUCUCCAUUUGAUGAUAUCCCGAUGGUUGGCAUACGGGAAUCAAUACCGGUCUAUCAGAUAUCCAAGAUCUUCUACACGGACACUGGGAGGAUUCUUAAUAUUGGGAAUUCACUUGACGGAGAUAACAAUCCGGUCUUACUCUUGAAGAGAGACAUCAACGCGCCAUCCCCGACCCGGCUUAGGGAAGAAUGGGAUAAGGACUCUGUGGACCUGCAAACAGGCGAGAGCCCAGAGCCCAGCAUACUUGGCUCCGACGAUCAGGCCGAGAUUGACCGGCAACUGCGAGAGGAGACUGGGUUGCCCAACAGGGGAAAUGAUGACGAGGCCCAACGCACCCGAUCGAGAUGGCGUCUUCCACAACACGUGGAUCCAGAGUGGCUAGCGUUGGAGAUAUACACUGAAGACGACGAUGAGAAGGACGACAACGACGACGAUGAUGACGAGGUAUCGGACAUUGACGGCGACGUUGACGAGCCAAAUAAACAGCUUGCAAUGAUGCGACCUGGUCUCGGGAGAGAUCGGUCCUCAGUGGACUCCAACCUUCUCGCGCAGAUUCGCAACAUCAGCAUCCGAUCAUCGCCAGGAACUCCGUCGCGACCGUCUUCCAGAGACGUGGACAAGGUCCCGGCCGACAGUCCAGAGUCCUUCGUCGCAAGGUCGCCUUUUGGGGCCAUCACUUCGUCGCUGUCUCUCAUGGAGAUGCUGAUACGGCUCGCCAGUCUGCAGGAAUUCCAGCAGACCACUCACUUGGCCAUCCCGGACCACAUCCUGACGUUCUUCCUGGAGGAGACAUCGACUACUGGCUUACGGGGAGAGGAGCGGUGGAGAUCUCGGAACGAGGCGAAGCGAAGAGUUGGAUUUGACCCAAAGCCCGGCGCCAGCUUCGUAUUUGAACCCAAGAACAACCUUGCCUCGACGGAAACGCCAGUCUUUCCCAAGUCACCCAAUAAACAAGGCACGAAAUCAAAGAGGGAACUCCGUCAGAGUUUCUAUGACUUGCUUCGAUCGACCACUCUUACCUUACCGCCGACCAAACCCACAGUUCUAGGCGGGAUGCCACUCUCACGGACUCCGUCCUUCGGGGACGAUGAUUUGAAGAUCAUUGGGUCGCAGUCUGCCAGCCAAUCGCUCCAACCGAUCGAGAAUCUCAACUCGGAGAUCGUCGACCUGUCUGACAGCCCCGCCACGAAGCCGGCUGCAACGGCGGUUCCCACGUUUGGCCGCCCGACCCAGCUGCACUCGCCGUUCCAGCGCAAGGAGGCGAACGUGUUCAUCAAGCCGAAAAACCGCCCAGAGCACCACCGAGAUCUGUACCGGACCAAAGGGCCCCUCGCCCCGAAGUACCAGGAUAAGAAGGCAGCUCCGAUUCCAAUGUUCAGCUCCAUGGGCGAGACUGCUCAGCCCCCGGUACAAUAUGCCCAACCUGCCAGCUCGCACUACGACCACGUAAUCUACACGGACCCAAACAAGGCGUCUGCUGAUCUCAAGGCCCUCCUGGAAGGGGGCAUGGACGAAGAUGAGGACGACGAGGAGAAGGAGAAGGUCGACGACGGCACAAUGGCUGGCAUCAAGGUCAAAUUGCUCCCCCACCAGAUCGAGGGCGUCGAAUGGAUGCGCGGCCGCGAGCUUGGGCCCAUCAAGAGGGGGAAGCUCCCGAAAGGCGGUAUCCUCGCCGACGACAUGGGACUGGGGAAGACUCUCCAGAGCAUUUCCCUGAUCCUCAGCAACCCCAUGCCCAACGGACCGGACCGUCCCGGCUGGAAGAAGCACUUCGAACACAUCAAGCGAGCCACCCUCGUUGUCGCGCCGCUGGCUCUCAUAAGACAGUGGGAAGCAGAGAUCAAGGAGCGGGUCGAGAAGACCCACGCGCUCAAGGUCUAUGUGCACCAUGGUCCUCAGAGGACCAAGUCCGCCAAGGAACUCGCCCGGUACGACGUGGUCAUUACGACAUACCAGAUCCUGGUGUCGGAGCAUGGCCAUAGUAGCCCAGAUCCGGAUAGCCAUCAGGCAGGCUGUUUCGGGGUCCAUUGGUACCGCGUCAUCCUGGACGAGGCGCACAGCAUCAAGAACCGCAACGCGAAGGCGACCAAGGCUGCGUGCGCGCUGCGUGCCGAGUACCGCUGGUGUUUGACGGGGACGCCGAUGCAGAACAACCUGGACGAGCUGCAAUCGCUCGUCCAUUUCCUCCGGAUCCAGCCAUACGACGAUCUGGCCGAGUGGAGAGCGAACAUUGACGGGCCAAUGAAGAACGGGAGGGGUCACAUCGCCAUACGACGCCUGCACACUCUGCUCCGGUGCUUCAUGAAACGCCGCACCAAGGACAUCUUGAAGGAGGAGGGCGCGCUGGUCGCGGGCGGGAAGAAGGCGCUUGAUGCUGCGGCUGCAAAGGCCAAGAAGGAGGGCAAGGCGCUGGAGGAGCCAAAGGCAGCCUUCAAGGUCACGGAGCGCAAGGUCGUCACCGUGUCUGCCGAGUUCUCGCCCGCCGAGAGGGAGUUCUACAACAGGCUCGCCGAGAGGGCCGACAAGAGCCUUGAGAAGAUGAUGAAGGGGAAGGUCAACUACGCCAACGCCCUGGUCCUGCUCCUCCGCCUCCGGCAGGCCUGCAACCAUCCCCGGCUGGCCGAGACCAAGCUGGAGAAGGACAAGGAUGCCUUGACCACGGACACGGCGAGCCAGCAGCCGAAGAGCGCCGAUGCCGAUCUGGAUGCCCUGGCAGACGCCUUUGGCGGCAUGGGAAUCCAGACAAAGCAGUGCGACAUGUGCCUCAACGACCUGUCGCGGCAGGAGGUCGACGAUGGCUCCUUGCGAUGCUCGGCCUGCAUAGAAAGCCUGGAGAAGCUCAACAACGACACCCCCGAGAGGAAGAGGCACAAGAAGAAGGGCAGACGGGUCAGCGUCGUCAAGGAAGUGGUCAAGGUCAAGGCCCAGAAGCGGAAGCCCCGCGGGCGCAAGAUCAUCGACGACAGCGACGACGAGGAAGGCGACGGCAGCUGGAUUGUCCCCGAGGACCAGCAGGGCUCGCUGCGGCUUGGCAAGGCCGGGGGAGAGGAUGACGAGAAUGCCGAAGGCGUCGGGGAGGAUAUUGGCUCCGAGGACUCGGACCAUCCGUCCGAAACCGAGGGGGGUAGCCAACUCGACAGUUUCGUCGCGAAGGACGACGCCGAUUCCGACGAGGACACGUUUCUGUCGGUGUCUAAGAUCAACUCCCAGGCCGUGCCCUCUCAGGAAUCAGCCGACGCGGAAUCAGGAUCGGACGCCCAAGGUUCGGAUGCCGACGACUCGGGCGUCUCCGCGUCCGAGCUCGCCUCGGAGUCGGAUUCCGACUCGGACGCGCCGCCGUCCAAGCCGGGCCGGCGUCGCGGGCCCAAGGGCGGGAUGAAGGACGCGGGCCACGUGAUGACGUCGGCCAAGAUCCGCGAGCUCAUCUCGGUGGUGGGCAGGGAGGUGGCCGAGCACAAGUUCAUCGUCUUCUCGCAGUUCACGUCCAUGCUCGACCUGGUCGAGCCCUUCUUCCGGGCGCAGCCGGGCUUCAAGUCGGUGCGGUACGACGGCGGGAUGCGCAACGACGCGCGCGAGGCGGCGCUGCGGUCGCUGCGGACGGACCCGCACACGCGCAUCCUGCUCUGCAGCCUCAAGUGCGGGUCGCUGGGCCUCAACCUGACGGCGGCGACGCGCGUCGUCAUCCUCGAGCCCUUCUGGAACCCCUUCGUCGAGGAGCAGGCCAUCGACCGCGUGCACCGCCUCACGCAGACGGUCGACGUGGUCGUCUACAAGAUGACGGUCGCGGGCACCGUCGAGGAGCGCAUUCUCGACCUGCAGAACAAGAAGAGGCUCCUCGCCGAGGCGACCAUCGAGGGCGGCAUGCGGAGGAAGGGCAAGGACGCGCUCAAGCUCGGCCUCAACGAGAUUCUCGACUUGUUCAAGCACGACGCCGCGCCCGGCCCUGGCCUGGGCCCCGGCAGCGGCGGAGACGGGCUCGUGGACAGCGGUGUUGUGGGGCAGGAUGUCGGUGCCAUGAUGAGGGAUCUGUCUAUCAGGAAGAGGACCACGGAGCGGAGCCAGGAGAGCGAGAUCUACGGCCGGCGGUGGUGA